UGAGGAGAGAUAAGUGCUUAAUUGAUGCUUCACAGUUGGGCAGAUGUGUUCUUUCUGACCACAACCAGGAAAAGAGAACCAUCACCUGUAUUUCAACACUACUGCCACCUUCUCAGUUUCAUUUACGCCUUCCUGCCUGGCCAAGUAAAAAACUGAGGUGUGGCACGCAAGAACCUUUCCUCAAAAGCCAGGCCUUGUUCCGUCCUUCCUGGAAGCCAUCCUAACAAAAGGUAAUUGUUGGUGCUUGCUCUGCACAGUGCUAGCCCAAAAUAGCCAGCACUCUGGAAUUCUACUACGAUGGAGACACCAAGAUCCUUCCAUGGGCAGAUAUUUCGCUACAGCAUCUUGUUUGGCUUCUAUAUACUUUUAACUAUGGGCACCCCUGUUAGAGGAGAAGAGAAUACCAAAGUUUCAAAUCCUGACAGCAGUAUCAUGCCCAGUGUUGUCACUGAGUCCAUUGUCACAUCUGAACAAAUGGAGAAUGGAAGCAAGACAUCUCUUCCAGAGGACCAUCCUCAUUCUUCAUUGACUUCUCCUACGGUGCUUUCAGAAGCAACUGAAUUAUCUCCCAAAAUAUCUAGCCGCAAAGAAACGAAUUUAACAGUCAAAAAGUCUCCACAACAUCAACCACCCCCUGAAACUGAAGAGUUGGCCUCCCAACAUGAAGAAAAGGUUUCAGAACCUUUGGUCCCAUUCACAACGACACUACGUUUUCCUGCCCAAAGCAGCACUUCAGCUGAGCAGGGAACUAUACCUCCUGCUAUUAACACCCAGAGCACCAUUGGGCAGUCAAUCAUCAUUACAACAAAAGCAGGCAUCAUAGAAAAGCCCCUUACAACCACUGGUGGGGUGAAGGCUAAGGUCAACACAACGUUGAGGAGCAAGUUCGACCUGAAACCAUCAGAGAAGCCAAGACCAACAGAAAAAGAAACCAAGAGGACAACAACGUCCAGACAACACGUGCCGGAUGACAAUGAAAAAACUUCCUCCACCACCCACAGUUCAAUCACGGUGGCUUUUAACACAAAUGGAUCAGAGCUUAAUUCUUCUGAGCCACAGUCUUCAGGGAACAGCCACACUGGAAUAAUCUUGGCAGUUGUCUUCUGCGUCUUGUUUCUUCUGGUCAUCGUUGCUUUCUUGUUUCGUCGGCGCCAGCGCCGCUCCGGCUCUACGAAUUUCAACGCGGCCGGAUGGGCUGGGCAGGUGGCCCUGCCAGAUGACUCAGGCUUGGACAGGGAUACAGAGCAAGGGGCCGUGACAGGGCCAGCAGGGGAAAAGGAGACAAGACGCAAUACCCUGGUCACCUUCUUCGGGAAACGUCAGUCGAGAGUGCCUUCGGUGGCCAUGGAAGAUAUCAGUGGAAAAGGAGAGCAGGAAGAAUGCCAGCAGCUGCUCAAUGCAGGUGCUGGCACAGCCUGUAUUCCAGAAGGCACUGGGGAAGCCAAUGGUAAAUUAGCAGAGGGCUCCAUGAAACCUUCUCAGGAGGUAUCCGCUUCUAGCACAGCCAGAGAAUCCUCUUAAACAAUCAGUAUAGGACACACCCACUGCUUAGGCUCCUCCUCCUGCCCAGUAUGCCCAUGCCUUACAACAUUGCAGUGCUCUUACAGUACCACAUUCCUAUGUCUUAUGCCUCUGACAGUAGGUCAGAAGUGAGAGACAUUCUGGCCCAAUCUGCCUCUCCAGGAUUCUCCAAAUGGCUGUGCCCCCUUUUUCCUAUUACAUUGUUGUUUGGUGGUUUCCCAGGUCCUGCAUGGAAUUUUUUCCCACUCGAAAAUGCUGAAAUGUCGUUCUUAAGGCUGAGGAACCGGCAAUGAGAACAUUGAGCUAAACUAUUGUGGUAUUUUUAGCCCCACCUUUUUGCUGUUGGGCCUGCCCAUGACUGCAACGCAGCCCUCCCAAGAACUUUUUUGAAAUGGAGGUUGACCCUCAGGCUUAAAAAAAAGAUUUCUUGCCCUUGGAACAAAUAGCAGCACUCUGCCUUCUUAUUUUCAUCACCUUGAUCCAUGGUGUGCGGUUGGAAGAGCAGGAGAGAGUGAACCUCUUGCUCCGCCCUUGUUCAGAAAUUUGACCACAUCCCUUUUCCUGUUGAUAUAGAAUACGUAGGGUGGAGACCAACGCAGAGACAACUCAAACCUUCCCCAUCUCCCAGGCACCUCCACCAAACCUCAUUUGGGUGGUUUCCCAGGUUUUGUACAGAAAGCACCGUGGGUCGGGCUUUAAGAUCUAUACAUGAGUCUACAUAGGGGAGAAAAAUCUAAGUCUGCAAAGAAGGUGCUGGUUGUGGAUGUCGCAUGAGCCCUGUGGCACAGCGAUUAAACUGCAGUGCUGCAGUCAAAGCUUCUGCUCACACUCUGAGUUUGAAGCCAACAGGCUGGGCUCAGGGUUGACUCAGCCUUCCAUCUUUCUGAGGUUGGAAAAAUGAGUUCCCUGCUCCCUGGGGGGAUAUAGUUUUCCUUGCAUAAUUAUGUGGUAAACCACCCAGAGAGUGCUGUAGCACUAUGGGGCGGUAUUUAAGUCAGGACAAUAAUAAUAAGGCAGUUUUGUUUGUUUGUUUGUUUCCAGAGAGCUAUUUGAUUAGAGUUUUCAGAAAACAGUUCUCAAAACCGAUUGGCUUGCUGCAUUAUGAUGACUAAAAUGGCUGUGGGUGACUCAUGGGCCUUUAUGUCUAGAACUCUUAACACACAAGGAGGAAUGAAUAGGAAGACUAUCCACUAGCUCAAAGUUUCAGUCUCGUCAUUUCAGUGAUUUUUUUUCCUUUAGGCAUUCCUGAAAACCUCCGAAAUCUGGAAGUAAAAUGUAUAGAGGCUUAUAUGUAUAUUUUCCCCUUUUUAGUGCAGGUAGUGGUGAGUCAGGGAUCUGGAUAGAGAGCCAGCAGUUAGAAGUUCGAUUCCCCACUUUGCCCCUUGGACAAGCUGUGCAGCCCCCGAGUGCCCCCCAACAGGAACAGUGAACGGCUUCAGAACGCUAGGAAACCCUGGGAAGGUUUGUUGUAAGCUAGAAUGUACUGUACUUGGCAGCACAUAAUUAUUCUUAACCCUUUGAAAUGUGCUUACUUCUUUGUAUCAUCUCAAAAGUAAAAAUUUAAUUUAAAUUACUAGGAGGAUUCCCCCACCCCACCCCUAGCUAAAAGAGCUUCUGAACAAUAUCGGUGGAAAAGCAAGGAAGCCAAUACACAAAAGUUUUAUUUAUAAAAAAGCAGUGUUUACAUUCUGCCAAAUAAGAGAUAACAAGGGAUAAAAUAGUAUUUUGUCCUGUACGUACCAAAUACAUUUGCCUCCGUAGAUACAAGGCGUAUUGGAAAUCCUGGCAGGUUAAAUUAGCUCUGCUUGAAAGACAACUCAUGUUUCAGGUUUUUUUCUAGGUGACCAUUCCUUGAUCCUGAAUGGCCACAGUGGCUUGUAGGAUGUAAUCAAUCACAAGCCAUCCAGACAAGAACUGUUUAGCUAAGAUACAGAUUUAUCCUAUGUACAGUUGGAUCCCCAUAUCUGUGGCAGAUCAGUUCCAGAAUCCACCAUGGAUGGCUGAAACCACAGAUAUGAGGGAACUUGACAUACAAGAGAGUGGGACAAAGACUACAAAGAGGUGCCCUUGUAUGUUGUAUGCGGAGUUAAGUGAAACUGCGGAUAUCAGUCCUGUGGAUAUGGCGGCCCUACCGUAUGUCAGAAAUUACAGGGCAAUCCUGUGCAUGUCUCCUGAGAAGUAACCGGCAUUUCCACUCAGGUCAGUCAAAACUUUUACUCCCAGAUAAGUGUAUACAAGAUUGUGAAGAUACUAGAUUUCUUAAUAGCAGGUCUUUAGAAGCUAGAUCAUCGUCAUCCUAAUAUACCCAUUACAGGUACCUCCUAUAUGAAAGAUUAAUUAAACCAAGGUGAAUUGGUUAGACAGCAUGAGAUUUGAGAUUCUAGUAGAAUAACCUUUGUUUCUCUGGAGCAGCAUUGUGAAAUGUUAGCUAGUUUGUUUGUUUUUUAAAUAAUAUCUUCCCAAAUAACCCAGGCAUCAUUGGCUGGUCCAAAAGGAAAGCAAUUUCCCCUAUCUCUGGUAUGAAGCAACAAAACUGACAGCAGCUUCUGACACCUUCAAGACUAAUAUCUUGCUCCAGCAUGAGCUUUUGUGAACGAACUAGAGAUCAUUUUUAAUUCAGAUUCACCUGAUGGGCUCUAGUCUCAGAAAAACUUGUGCUGUAAUAGGUCUGCUGGUCUUCAAAGUGCCAGAAGCAGUGGUUACUGUUUUUGGUGGAAUCAGAGAUAAUAAUCAUCACAUGCAAAAUAAAAAAAGCAAAGUAUGCUUUGUUUUAGAAUAUGCAGUAAGGGAAUGUUUCUGUGUCUUACACUGUACUAAAUUGAAUUCACUGUCAUGGCUCCCUACCCAUCCACCCCCCAAAAAUUCUCCCUGCAGUUUUCUGAAGGUACAAGAGCACUACAGGAAAAAUGCCUUGAUUUCCAGACCAAGUCACAGAUCCCAAGAUUCCUUAGAGAGGAAGCCAGGGCAGUUAUUUGGGCUUUUGCUACAAUUUAAUCCUGUAUUUAGCCUAACCAGCCACAGUACUGUAUUCUCCUGCACAAGACCCAAUGAACUGAAUGGGAACUGCUGUGCUAGACCCGGUGUACCAUUGCUGCAUUACUCCCCCCCUCCCCAACCUCCCAUUCGGCUUCCUGACAUCUCUUCCUGUGAAGAGUCCACUGUAGAUUCUAGUGCUGCUCAAUAUUGUUUUCAUAUUUUGCAGAAACUUAUUUUCAUGUGUGCAUUUGGCUGCUUUUAAGUGUACCAAUAAAAAUGUUUUAAUUUUGGAAA
Pogona vitticeps (central bearded dragon) is the source of this 4791-nucleotide messenger RNA. It is a transcript of the gene SPN, whose product is annotated as sialophorin. Gene Ontology annotation, molecular function: heat shock protein binding; transmembrane signaling receptor activity. The record is from RefSeq and is a predicted model, not a curated record. Gene Ontology annotation, biological process: defense response to bacterium; regulation of T cell activation; regulation of immune response. Gene Ontology annotation, cellular component: external side of plasma membrane. NCBI's taxonomy places the organism in Eukaryota, Metazoa, Chordata, Lepidosauria, Squamata, Agamidae.